Prunus armeniaca (apricot) is the source of this 447-nucleotide messenger RNA. NCBI's taxonomy places the organism in Eukaryota, Viridiplantae, Streptophyta, Magnoliopsida, Rosales, Rosaceae. The record is from the annotation of a GenBank genome assembly.
AUGUUUGAAGAGUUAAAGAGCAACAACGGAGGUGGAGAAGAAGACCCACCUCUACAACACUGCCAUGGACAUUGCUAUGUUUUUCUAAGCAAACCAAUUUGCAAUGUUCUCAAGCAAACCAAUUUGGGUUUAGAGAUUUCUUCUCCUUUCUCUUUCUGGGUGUUGAGUUUAGAAAUUUACAAACCAUGGCUUGAUGGUCUGCGACAAAAAUUGGAAUUUGGUGGCUUUGCUAAGAAUUAUUUGGGGAUUUGCCAAUUUGGUGGUGCGGCAAGCAAUUGGGCCAAAGGUGCAGAGGCGUGGACGCAUGGAUCCGCUUCCGAUUAUUCCAGUGGACAAUGGUUUGGGGCUGGGACGAAAAUUUUCAUAUUGAACUGGCUGAUGCUGUUGAAUCUGGGGUGGGCGCACAAGGAUAUCAGAAUAUGGGUUGCACUUGAAUCAGAUUCUUGA